AUGAGUGAAUAUCCCAUUUCGUGUAUCCCCUGUCGCCGCAGAAAGGUUAAGUGCAACAAAAGAAAGCCAUGCAACAGGUGUUUCAAGAACAAUUUGAAGUGUGAGUUUCCCUCCAAGUUCAGGAAUGUGGAAGUUCAUAAAGAUGAGGACCCAAGUAUGGAUAGUAUAUCCCAAACUGUUUCUCAAGGGACGCAUAAUGACAGUCAUUCACCAGAUGUUUCCAAGUUGUCAGAGGAAGUUACUUUGCUACGAAGAGAGAAAUUAGGGAUACUUCACGAGAAUUUCAGAUUGAUACAAAAGGUUCGUGAUUUGAAGAACAAACUUCAGAAGGCGGACCGGGCUUCCAAUGCAGACUGUUGUUCAGAUGGUGCAUUUGAAAUUUCAGGUGAAACUACUGAAUUAGGGGAGAAGUAUUAUGGGCCGCUGCUGUCGAACUACAUGAUUGAUGUCCUUCGACGGGAAAAGGACAAUACCCCCCAUUCCGACGACAGCUCGAAGAAAGAUGACAAUAUCCAAGAACCAGAUAAUCACACGGAGGAAGAUGAGCCCUCGCAAAUGAAAAAGAAACUACCCAAUGUUCUUCGCUCUAGAUCAUCAGAGGAAGAAAACAGACGAGUUGUGAUUUAUUUAGUCAACCAUUUUUUCAACGUUUCGAGGUACCGAAGCAUGAUUUCCCAACCUCAAAUGUUGAAUUUUGUGGAAAAUUACCACUUGAUAAAAGAAGACGAGUGGGAGCAUGAUGAUGACUUGUUGCUUUUGCAUAUGAUGCUUAUACUACUGGUGCAGAGAUUGACUCCAAAAGACUACAAUGAGAGUGGUAUUUCGACGGAGCCUAUAGAGUCUGUUUCUACUUUGAAUAUGAGAACAAACAGUUUGAAAAAGGCCCUUUACCGUGGAUUUUCCCUGUUGCGGCAUAAUCUCAUAAAUGAGUCUAUUGUUACAGUCCAGGCCCAUAUUCUUUGCAUAGAAUGGUACUUUAUCGAUAGCCUUUACGAAGAGGCUUGGUCUAUGAUGUUCCACAGCUGCUCUAUAGCCUACUCGAUAGGUCUCCAUGUGAUGUUCAAUCUAAGAACAACAAGUAAAAACGUGGACAAGGCUACUGCUGGUAUUGCUCAAAUGACGAAGAAUGACGAUGAUGAAGAAAAGACCGAAGAAGUACUGAAGGAUUCUGAUCAAAAGGCAUUAAGUGACGACGAGGAAGAGGAAGAGGAAGAAGAUGAUGAUGCGUACGAUAUUUCGAGAUUCAAAGUAUGGUUUGCAUUGAAGCACGUUAGCGGACAAUUAUGCUCUAUUUUGGGUCGGCCAUCUCCAAUACUGAUUCAGGUCAACCUGUUAGUUCUUAUGUCGUCUGGUAUGGCAAGUUUAAGUAAGAUGGGCUUGGCGCUUAAGGAAACUCAAGUUCACUUGAAAAUGGGAUUAAGCGAGUGCAUUCGCCUCUCUAAUGUUAUGCUAAUUGAGAGCUUUAUGAUGAAUUUCACUCUUGAAAACGUCGUAAUGCUCGAAAAUCAAUUCAAAGAGGAGGCUAAAUCAUUAAUGUGGUUCGCUUCUAAAGAGUACCGAGACACUAUCCGCGGUAAUGAAAACGAGCUAAACCAGUACUCUGAUAUUCCAAUCUACGUUGAUCGAUGUGAAGCUCUAGGAGAUUUAUUGGCACUUCACGUUAACAGGGCUAAGUUGUUACAACCUUUUAUGAACCAAUUUGUUGGUGUUCAAGAGAAUGACUACCUUUUCAACUCUAUUUGCGAGUGCAUUUACUUGUAUUUGGACUAUAUACUUGAUUUUGUCAAGGCAUUUCUUCAGCAGAAUGUUCCCAAGUAUGUUGGAGUUGAUGGCAAAGUCGUCAGCAAGAUAAGGUUAGGAACAGCAUUCAGAACACAGUAUCCGUUUAUAAACUCCUUCAUCUACCAGGGAAUGAUUGUCAUUUUCACUCUUCUUAAUUACAAGGCGCAAGAUUUUAUUCGUGGCAAGGCUCCUCAAUUUCUCAAGGACAUUAAGGGCAAGUUGAACAGCAUCAUUGAUCUUGACAUCCAAUGCCACAGUUUGUUGGAGCAAAAUGCUAAUUUGUGGUCCACCAACAUUGUAUACUUGGUGAACAAAAACAUCCAACAAGCAAUCCAACUUUAUAAGCGUUAUGAGGAUUUUUCAGAGAACAAAAGUGGAAACAGUGAAUCGAUGCCAGAUAAUGAUAUUGGAUCCAGCUCCAUGGUCGGGUUCAACAUGAACGAUCCUUUCUGGAUUACUAAUCCAGACAAUUUGCCCUACUAUCUUAGCAGCCCGUCUGAUGACGAGAUGCAACAAGUGUUGAAUACAAUGAGAGAUCAGUCCAUUUCUACUGCACUGUAUGAUCAAGAUCAUCUUCCGGCAUUAUGGGCCAAUGCAGAGCAAUCUAACUUGGCCCUGCAAUCACAGCCUAUUGUACCCCCUCAGCAACCCAUAGUGCAAACUCAACCAAUGCCAACUCACCCAAUGCCACCGCACCCAAUGCCGCCUCAAUCAAUGCCACCUCAAUCAAUGCAAAGUCAAUCAAUGCAAAGUCAACCAAUUCUUCAGCCAAUGCAAACCCUGCCCAUUCAACAUCAAUCGCUUCUGAAACAUCAGCCUCUUUUGCAACGCCCUGUUGGACAGCAUCAACAGGCCCCACAUCAUCAGCAAGCCCAACAUAAUCUUCAACAACCUCAGCCCUUGCACCCACAAGCGCCGAAUGCUGCAUCCCUGGGUGUCCAAUCAACUGAGCCCAGCUCAAAUUCUUUUGGGUCUAUGGGUCUCGAUUCAGUUCCGCUGCAACUUACUACAAUGGAACUGAAUAUCGAUCAUUAUGGAGUUUUUCCUGUACCCGUACAGUUCAAACAAGGCAGCGGAUCAAGUGGUCUGGAUCUUCUGUAUGAUUCCCUAUGA
Clavispora lusitaniae ATCC 42720 is the source of this 2895-nucleotide messenger RNA. RefSeq names its product Zcf1p (gene ZCF1). Gene Ontology annotation, molecular function: DNA-binding transcription factor activity, RNA polymerase II-specific; zinc ion binding. Lineage: Eukaryota; Fungi; Ascomycota; Pichiomycetes; Serinales; Metschnikowiaceae. The record is from RefSeq and is a predicted model, not a curated record. Gene Ontology annotation, biological process: regulation of DNA-templated transcription.